UUGAAAUUGAUAUUUAACCGGUAUUUAUGAUUUAAACACUAAAUUUAAUAAAACAAACUUCUUUCUGGUUAAGUAUUAGAAUUAAAAUAGGAUUUGACAAUAGAAAUUAUUUAAUAGCUAAAAUCAUAAUCAUAAUCUCAGUCCGAUUUCAGAAACUAUUUUCUCUGCCGGAUAGAUUCCUAGGGUUGUUGAGAACUGUAAUUUGAUUUUCCGCCGAUCAUCUAUGAUAAGUGGAUCCUGAGGAAUUUGCUAUUUUUAUUCAUUGAUUUUGGAUAUUCGUUGCAAGCAGGAUAUUUCAUUGGGAGGUGCUAAGAUUUCUCUAGUGGUAAACCUGGUGCUACCAGCUGCUGCUGAGGAAGCUGAGUCAAUCUAGACACGAAGAUUUGGAUCUGAAAGUUACAAGAUACAAGUAUGGAUAAGAGGAUAGAUUAUAUAUCAGAAUUGCCAGAGCAUAUAUUGCAUCGCAUCAUGUCAUUUCUCCCCACCAAACAAAUCACUCGAAAUAGUGUUUUGUCAAAAACAUGGCUUAAAGCAUGGAAGACCUCCCCCAUUUUGGAAUUUGAUUUUUAUGCCAUCUUUAGUGGGAAUCGUUACGGCUUUCCAGACUUUGAAACAAGGGAGAAGAAUAAGCAAGAGCUGUAUAACUUCGUUGAGCAAAUUUUGUUAAGCCGACGCAAGCAAAUGAUUAGUUUGACGAAGUUUACACUUAUUGUGCCUUUUAUUUAUAGAAAACCAGAGAUGGUUUCCACGAUGGACAGAUGGAUUGGUUACGCCUUAGAGACUAAUGUCAAACAUUUGAAAAUUAAAGUGGGUCCGACUAACGAUGAUGAAGACUACAAGUAUUUUGAGCCUCAAGCCGUUCUCAAUGCGGUUUCAAUACAAAUUCUAGACUUGAGCCAUUGCAAGUUGCAUAUGCCCUCCAUGGGUAGCUUAUCAUUACCUUUCUUGAGAAAGUUGUCUCUCAGCUCUGUUUUUGCAGAUGAUAAUAUUAUAAAUAAACUUAUUGCUGAGUCUCCUCGAAUUGAAGAUAUGAGUUUCAUUAAUUGCUAUGGUAUUAAGUCUUUGCAGAUAUUUGAUCUAGAUAAUCUUAUUAGAUUCUAUGCGGAGAGAAUUGUUCAUAUUGAGCUUCUUACACUGGAAGCACAGAAUCUUCACUCAUUCACACUACGAGGCUCAUUUUGGCCUUCUACAUUAAAGGUAGCUUCUUUGAAAAACUUGAAGAGUUUGAAAAUAUCUAAUGCUCCGAUUACUGAUAAGUGGUUGCAUGAGCACUUGAAUAAAUUUCAUCACUUAACAUCCUUGAGCUUGUUUCACUGCGAUAUGUUGGAGAGCAUCAAGAUUUCUAGUUCCAGUCUUCAUUCAUUGUGCAUAUAUUCAUGUGGAAAGGUGGCUAGACUUCAUAUUGAUACGCCUCAUUUACAUAUCUUCUCAUAUUGUGGUGAUAUAAUUUCAUUCUCUUCGGACAAUUUGUUCUUACCUAAGGUUCAUUUACAUUUGGAAUCUAACAAUAUGCAAAUAUCCUGGUACGCUAGAUUGAUUGAAUUACUUGAUAAGUUAAAUCAGUUAUUCAAGACAAUUGCUUUGGAAAGUGAUACGGGUGAGAGUUAUGUUGUUCCUAGCGACUUGAGACAACUCCUACCAUCACCAUUGCAUAACAUGAAAGAAUUGAAGCUUUCAAUCUCCUGUUUUAGACAUAGUACGGUUGCCCAACUUGUGGAUGCUAUGCUCUGUAUUUGUCCUCAUAUAGAAACUCUACACAUAGAUUCUAUAAUUAAAUCUUACUUUAAGUUUUCAUACCAAAAGCCAACUUGUAAAACAGAGAAGGAUUGCAAGUCUUGUCCUGUUUUUUGCUGGAAUCAUUGCAUAAAGGAGAUAAAGGUCAAGCAAAUUUCUCCUGCAAGUACGAUGUGCUGGCACUUCGAUGCGGAAGACAUAAAAGUCAAGCAAGUUCGCAAUCAUGAAGAAAGAAAUUACACUUUUAAUCAAGACAUUUGGGAAAAUAUUAAAAGUGGUAUUUUAGAUUGGAAAAUAUAAGUCAAACUAAAAAGUGGUCUCUUCUAAUAAUAAAAUUUUGUUGCAUGUGAUGUUUCCAAUCUUACACUGUAUAGCAUGCUGAAGUCAUUCAUUG
This is a messenger RNA of Manihot esculenta (cassava), 2128 nucleotides long. RefSeq names its product putative F-box/LRR-repeat protein At3g28410. Lineage: Eukaryota; Viridiplantae; Streptophyta; Magnoliopsida; Malpighiales; Euphorbiaceae. Gene Ontology annotation, molecular function: protein binding. Bases 412 to 2034 code for a protein of 540 amino acids. The transcript is spliced from 5 exons. The record is from RefSeq and is a predicted model, not a curated record.